AUGGGUGGAGUUCAAUACUACAUCGACCGCAACCGGCCAUCGACGACCGCCUACGAAAAACGUUUGAUGUUCAUUGGUGUGAUGACAACGAGGCAGAAUCUGAGAUCGCGCGUAGUCGCGAUUAAUCGCACAUGGGGGAAACUGGUUCCGGGAAAGAUGCUCUUCUUCAUUGGAGAAGGCGAACCCUAUCUCGGGGACCUUCCAGUCGUGGUGUUGAACGACGUGUCAGACACUACCUAUCCUCCACAAGGGAAAUCCUUUGCGAUGCUGAAGUACAUGCACGACCAUUACCUGGACCAGUUCGAGUGGUUCAUGAGAGCAGACGAUGACGUGUUCGUGAAGACCUAUCACCUCGAGCGAUUCCUACGCUCGGUAAAUAGUUCCAGACGGCUGUACGUCGGCCAGCCCGGGCUAGGUAUUAAGAGAGAGCUAGGGAAGCUAGGGCUUUGGAACGAUAGCUGUUUUUAUUGUUUAGGGGGCCCCGGGGUUCUAAUUACCGGGCCCGUGCUGAGGCGGAUAGUUUCUGGGAUGACGUCAUGUCUGCAGAACGUAUACACAGCCCACGAGGACACGGAGAUUGGCAGGUGUGUGCACCAAACUGCUGGUAUGGUAUGCACGUCUGCUUUAGACUUUUCCAAACUCUUUCACCAAAACUACGUCGACGUCACCGGGCCUUUCGAAAAGUUCACGCAUGCGCUAACAAUACAUCCUGUUAAGCAACCACAGAACCAGUAUGGCCUUCACCGCCAUUACAGCUUUAAGGGAAUCUUGCAGCACACGACAAAGAUCUCACGUCUAGAAAAAACAAUCGCCGAUAUGGACAAACGACAUUCUCAGACGAAUCUAAGCAAUGAAAGGGUUAAACAGCAGCAGUACAGUAAAAUUACCACAGAGAACAAUAACACGUAUGCGGAUGAUGACGUCUGGGAAUUUAUUCGACAUGGACAGGCGUAUUCCAUUACUCACUCGCUCGUUUCUCCCUUUGAGAAGAUAAUCACACGGGGAAGACAUAUCGAUCUAUCUGCUGCCAUUGCACGUCUUAAAAACAUUCAACCUAGGUUAAAUGUUACACACCUCUGGGUUUACUCAAAAAUAACCAUUGGUUCAGGUCUGGAGCACUUACUUUAUGAAAAGUUUCUGGUCAGACCGUAUGCCACGAAACAACGUUUCAAUGCAACGGAAAUUGCUGAAGAAUCGACGGAACUAGCUGUAGAAUCGACGGAGUUAGCCGAAGGUAUGACGGAACUAGAUGAAGGUAUGACGAAAAAAGCCGAAGGUAUGACGAGAAAAGCCAAGAGUACGACUAAAAAAGCCGAAGAUACGACGGAAAAUGUCGAAGUCAGUCGUCAAUGCGGCGUCAUCUACAUGAUAUUACCGCUGUACCGACGAUCAAUACAGUUCGCUAAUUUCCUCCAGUGGGUAAAUAUCUCCGUGUCCGACUACGACAACGACGUGUUUCUCAGAGUCGUCAUAUACAGAGACAGAAAUAACGAGUACCUGACUUCUCAAAGGUAUGUGUUUGAUGCGCUAGAUAACGCCAGUGAAAGGCUCCACGUUGAAGUGUUUCCGAUGGUGGGCCGUUUCGCCCGCGCGAGGGCGAUCACGCAAGGGCUACAGGGUGUGCCGUCAGGCGGGUUGGUUCUUGCCAUGGAUGUCGACAUACGCGUGACCGCAGGUUUUCUUCACAGGGUUUACCUCAACACAAAACUCAGCAGGCAGGUCUAUUUUCCCAUUAUCUUCACCCAGUACGACCCCCGCACCUCGUGUCGCGGCAAGCCACGUUGUCGUGGUAACACGGCCGAGUUUCGGUUCGGCCAAGACGACGGCAUCUGGCGCUCCUUCGGCUACGGCAUUGUGAGCGUGUAUAAAAGUGACAUCAUAAAAGUAGGCGGGUUUAAUACUCUGAUCAAAGGGUGGGGUAAGGAAGACGUGGACUUCUUAGACAAGUGUUUAAAAAACGGAUUGCGGAUCUUUCGGUCCGCGGACCCUGGGUUACUGCACGUUCAUCAUCGAAGAGUAUGUGACGUCAGUCUGUCACGUGACCAAUUCCGGAUGUGCACGAAUUCCCGCGAAGCCUUAUACGGAUCCCAAGCUACUUUAACAAAUAUUCUCCUCAAUAAUUUAGACAUAUAAAACACAGUAACAACAACAACAACAAUAAUAAUAACAUAAUAAUAAUAAUAAUAAUAAAUAAAAAUAAAAAUAACAAUAAUAAAAAAAUAAUAAAAGAAUAUAAUAAUAAUAAUAAUAAUAAUAAUGAAACAGUAUUAAGGGUGGAUCUAAGCGGUUGGGUGAGUUGGACGGGG
Messenger RNA from Gigantopelta aegis, 2306 nucleotides. Its product is annotated as chondroitin sulfate synthase 1-like. NCBI's taxonomy places the organism in Eukaryota, Metazoa, Mollusca, Gastropoda, Neomphalida, Peltospiridae. The transcript has 3 exons. Bases 1 to 2133 code for a protein of 710 amino acids. Gene Ontology annotation, molecular function: glucuronosyl-N-acetylgalactosaminyl-proteoglycan 4-beta-N-acetylgalactosaminyltransferase activity. The record is from RefSeq and is a predicted model, not a curated record. Gene Ontology annotation, cellular component: Golgi cisterna membrane.